AUGUCUCUGCUUGUUAUUAUCUAUAUUACAGCUGUAGAACCAAGUUUUGAUCCAAAAUCAUAUUAUCGUUUUACAACACAAUGGCAAGGUGAUGGUAAAUCUAUUGAUGUUGUUAAUGAUGGUAUAAAUAAUAAUGAACUUAUACUUGCUACAACUGGUGUUUAUAGUGGACAAUAUUGGAAGAUUACUCCAAUUGGCGAUGGAUUUUAUCGCUUGACAACACAAUGGCAAGGUGAUGGUAAAUCUCUUGAUAUUGUUAAUGAUGGUAUAAAUAAUAAUCGACUUAUACUUGCUACAACUGGUGCUUAUACUGGACAAUAUUGGAAAAUAACAAAGGUGUGA
This is a messenger RNA of Rotaria sp. Silwood2, 342 nucleotides long. NCBI's taxonomy places the organism in Eukaryota, Metazoa, Rotifera, Eurotatoria, Philodinida, Philodinidae. The record is from the annotation of a GenBank genome assembly.